Daphnia pulex (common water flea) is the source of this 2011-nucleotide messenger RNA. RefSeq lists its product as uncharacterized. The record is from RefSeq and is a predicted model, not a curated record. The transcript is spliced from 4 exons. Bases 857 to 2011 code for a protein of 384 amino acids. NCBI's taxonomy places the organism in Eukaryota, Metazoa, Arthropoda, Branchiopoda, Diplostraca, Daphniidae.
CUUUAAGUUACAUUACAGCUGAACGGGAGCAGCCUCGUUUCUACCAGCUAGCUUAAACCUGUUGAUACUAGACUGCUUGCGUUCAGCAGUAAUUUUACCAUGUGUAGGUAGUAACGACCAGCCUAUGUACGUUAAGCUAUUUCGAGCUAGUCGUUCGACUUAUAAAAUUUAUCUAAUUUGCGCAGCAGUAAGUUUUAGCUAAGGGUAGCUAGUAGCGACCAGCCUUUGUGCAUGAAGCUAUUUUUAGCUAGUCGUAGGGUACCGAAUAAAAUUUUUAGUCAGAGCCCUCUGUUUGAAUAAACAUACAUUUUUAUGUAUAUAGAAAAUUUGGCCAUAAUUGAUGGCCACCUAUCUUACAACGUGUCAACGUUGGAGGCUAAUUAAAGCAAAAUUUUGGAGUGGAAUAAGCACUGGCUGCUAUUGUUAAUUUUACUUUAUUUUGGUUGUCAUUUUCGUUGGAAAAAUCCAAGUGUCCAAAUGCCACCUAAAGAGAAAGAACCUUCUCGAUACUUAAAACGAAAAUGGGGAGUUGAAGAAGCAUAUUUGGAUCUGCAGCUACAUAUGAAGGAACAAAUAGAAUUGUCUAUCAGUGAUGUUGCAGAAAACGAAGUUCAACAGCUACAACAAUUGAUAAGUCCGUUGGAAAGUCGGCCGCCUGAGGUAAUUGACUUGCCUUAUGAUACGUGUGGAAAUACUGGAGACACUGACAUUGACAUUGAGGCUUCCAAUGCUGAUGACGAGUUAUUUGGAAACAACACUUACGAAGAAGAAGAUAUGGAUGAUUACAUUUUUAUGGUAAAAUGUGUUAUUAGUUUAUUAUUUGUUGAUAUCUCACAUUCUAAUACCAUAAAAUUGAAUGUUAUUGGAAGGCCUGAAAGACUGUGAUCGUGGCAAUUACCUUGCUUUAGUUUGCUUGGCAUAUAAACUGAAACAUAGACUAUCUAAUGCUGCGUUCAAGGAUCAUCUGAGAAUUCUGAAAUUGUUUACUGGAUCAACUGUCGAAGAAAUGACAAGUGCAGCCAAGUGUGCAGAAAAAUAUGAUAAGGUUAUACAACCAACUAAGAAGAUCUUUGUAUGCAAUGAAAAAAACUGCGAUACUGUACUGAAAACUGGUGCCGAUGGUGUACCUUUAGCUUCACAGCCAUGUGGCCAUCGCUUUAGCAAGGAAACAAAAAAUUGCUAUUUUUUAGUGCUAUCUAUCGAGCAACAAAUUCAGUAUUUGUUGGAGAGUGGCGCAGCUAAAAGGGUUGAUGAUAAGCAGAACCACUGUGACGGGAAAACAAGAGGAGAUAUUCAAACUGGAGACUUGUAUCGAGACAAAGUUAGAAUCACUGAUGAGCUCAUCAGUUACAUCACUCUGCAACUUAACACAGACGGAGCUGAGUGUCACAAAACAAGCAAAUUUACUUUUUGGGCAUUUAUGGGAGUACCUAACGAACUCCCUUACUGGUUAAGAAGAUCAAAUAUUCUCUUAUUCGCCUUAUGGUACGGUAACAAAAAGCCCCCAAGUGGACCUUUCCUUGAAGCCUCAAUAUCGGAACUCCAGCAGCUUGGGACCAAAGGAGUGCAGUUCAAUCAACGAACUUAUUUGGUGAAGCCAUUAAUUCUCACAACAGAUUCCAUGGCACGCAGUGUUUUUCUAAAUGGUUCCACUUUCCGAGGAGAGUGUGGAUGCGAUUUUUGUCUUCAUCCUGGAGAGAUGGUUAAAAUUGGCCGUGGAAGUACAAGAGUAUACCCCGAUCUGACCUCAAAUCCUACUUUUGCACCGAGAACUAUUGAACAGCACGAACGUGAUCUGAUGACUGUUCUGGGUAACGGGAAACGCCUCCACGGAAUUAAAGGCCCUUCUCCAUUUUUGGCUCUUUUGGAUUUUGAUUACGUCGAGGCGCAAGUACCGGAUUAUCUGCAUUGUGUCUGCCAAGGAGGAAUUAAAUUUCUGGUGGACUUAUGGACUUUGACCAAAUAUUUUAAACAACCUUGGUACUUGGAUGAAAAAAAAAAAAAAAUUUAG